GAUAUCGAGGCUGGAGAUAACGUAGAUUGAGGCAAGUCACGCAUCAGUCGACAACUGGAUUAGCAGCGGCUGAAGUAUGAGCUGCUUUGUGUUUUUCUUGACCAGCCUGCUGUUGGCCAGCUGGUCAACUCUUGGGUCAGCUGACACAUGCAGCAAGGUGUCGUCAUGCAGCUGCACCUAUUCGGACGGUCACAUCGACCUCUCGCCUUUAGCUGGAAACCCUGGACCAAAAUGGCAGGACCAGUACGAUCAGUUUUACAACAACAGAUUUUCUUACAACCCUUGUACUGGCUUUACUGAGGGCACCUGCAACAAUGUAGCGGUGUGUCAAAUGAACAACGCCAUGCAGUAUUUUGAAUGUGGGACCCAGGAGUCAGCCAACUUCCUCAUUGAUGACUCCACUAAGUUGCUGGCAGUGGAAUACUCAAAAACAGACUCAGCCGGUCUAACGCGCUAUAGCCGUGUGGUGUUGAACUGCAUUACAGCUGGUCCCGAUGUCCUGGAGAUUCAAGGAGAGGGCGCUACAGGACAUUACGGCUUCAAGCUCAGCAGUGUUCACUGCUGCAAACAAUCUGGAGGGAUGACAAUCACUGUUUCAAUCUCCGUCGGCUCCGUGCUGGUCAUUGUAUUUUUCGCCGUCCUAAUUUUCUACGUGAUUGGUGGAGUUUUGUUCCAAAAAUUUGCGCGUCACGCGUCAGGCAAAGAAAUUCUUCCAAACUACACCUUUUGGUCGGGCUUUCCGUCUCUGGUCAAGGAUGGCACGUUGUUUGUCUUCAAAUGUGGAAGAGCUAAGACUGGCUACAACAGCAUCUAACCAGUUACGGCCGGCUACAGCAGCAUCUAGAUCUUACGAGUUCUAACCGGCAGCAGCAGUGCCUAAUCAGUUGAAACCAUCUAACCAGUUGUAAACCACCUAACCAGUUCUAAACCACCAAACACUGAUUGAAACAGAUAGAUCGCAAAGGAUUGUUUGCCGGAUUGAUAUCUCUUCAAAUAAACCUGACGUUUGACUUUUAAACUGACAUCUGACUGACGUAAAUUAUACUGACAUCUGACGUAUAUUAUACUGAUGUUUGACAAUUUAAUUGCUUGUUUCAUUCAUGUAAAAUCGUAAUUACAAAAUUUUGAAACUUUAAAAUGUUUUUUCUUGACCAAAUCGCGUACCAAUGUAUUAAAAAUACUAUUUGUAACAAAAAGUUUUC
Physella acuta is the source of this 1202-nucleotide messenger RNA. RefSeq lists its product as uncharacterized. Lineage: Eukaryota; Metazoa; Mollusca; Gastropoda; Physidae. The record is from RefSeq and is a predicted model, not a curated record. Gene Ontology annotation, cellular component: trans-Golgi network.